Molecule: messenger RNA, 3684 nt
Organism: Lagenorhynchus albirostris (white-beaked dolphin)
Lineage: Eukaryota; Metazoa; Chordata; Mammalia; Artiodactyla; Delphinidae
Gene: MRPS30
Product: mitochondrial ribosomal protein S30
Exons: 7
Coding region: 12-1328 (438 amino acids)
Biological process (GO): translation
Cellular component (GO): mitochondrion; mitochondrial large ribosomal subunit; ribosome
Molecular function (GO): structural constituent of ribosome
Source: RefSeq, a predicted model, not a curated record
CCCCAGCAAACAUGGCGGCGGCCAGGUGCUGGAGGCUUGUGCUCCGUGGUUCAGGGCUGUCACUGCACACCGCGGCCGAGGCCGCCGUCAAGGCUCCCGAAGUGACCGGCCCAGAUGUCGCGGCGGCCCCAGUCGCGCGCUACCCGCCGGUCGUAGCCUCUCUGACUGCCGACAGUAAGGCGGCACGGCAGCGGCGAGUGGAGCGAUGGCAGGCCACGGUGCACGCGGCCAAGUCGGUAGACGAGAAGCUGCGAAUCCUCACCAAGAUGCAGUUCAUGAAGUACGUAGUUUACCCGCAGACCUUCGCCCUGAACGCCGACCGCUGGUACCAGAGCUUUACCAAGACGGUGUUCCUAUCGGGCCUGCCGCCGCCGCCGCCUGCCAAGCCCGAUACCGAGCCCGCGCCGGCUCUGGACGUAGUGGCCCUGCGCGACGCCGCCUGUGAUUGCCUACUGCAGGAGCACUUCUUUCUGCGGCGCAAGAAGCGUGUGCCUCUUUACCUGGAACGUGAGGCCAUCACCUCGCCUUUCUUGGACCAGCUGGUUGCCUCCCUCAUGGGCCUGCUCAGCGCUCGCAAUCCGGCCCUGGCUGCCGCCGCCCUCGACUGUAAACGCCCAGUUCACUUCUACUGGUUGCGUGGUGAAGAAAUUAUUUCUCAUGGUCAUCGGAAAGGUCGAGUUGAUGCUUUGAGAUACCAAAUAAAUGAUAAACCACACAACCAGAUUCGAAUAUCCAAACAACUACCUGAGUUUGUGCCGCUGGAUUAUUCUGUACCUGUAGAAAUCCCAGUUAUGAAUUGUAAGCCAGACAAACUUCCAUUAUUCAAACGGCAAUAUGAAAAUACCAUAUUUAUUGGCACAAAGACAGCAGAUCCACACUGUUAUGGACAUACCCAGUUUCAUCUGCUACCUGACAAAUUAAAAAGGGAAAGGCUCUUGAAACAAAACUGUGCUGAUCAGAUAGAAGUUGUUUUUAGAGCUAAUGCUAUUGCAAGCCUUUUUGCUUGGACCGGAGCACAGGCUAUGUAUCAAGGAUUCUGGAGUGAAGCAGACGUUACUCGACCUUUUGUCUCCCAGGGUGUGAUCACAGAUGGAAAAUACUUCUCCUUUUUCUGCUACCAGUUAAACACUUUGGCGCUGACUGCACAAGCUGAUCAAAAUAACCCUCGUAAAAACAUAUGUUGGGGGACACAAACAACUAUAUAUGCCAUGAAAUGGAUGGAAAAGAGAAGCAAUAAAAACCCCAGGGUAAGAAGCAAGUCAUCUGAAAAUGAGGUAUGUCGAGAAUCUGCGUGUGUGGUAAAACAACUUCUGGAUCCCAUCUUUUAGUUAGAAAUCCACGAGCUCAAUCUCCUUCAGUUUCUAUACUCAAAAGGAAAAGUGGUUAUUUAUGUUCAACAUGAAGAUUCUUAGAUUGUGACGCUCUUAACCAUAAAAGCAAGCCUCACCAUACAGAAUUUAGCUGAUUACUCUGAUCCAGAUAUUGCUAAAACAUUUUCAAGGAUUAUUGAAAUAUAAUGUGCAGUCUUUAAUUUUUCUGUAUGUAUUUUUCAUAUAGUUUAAAUCUAUCUAGAUAUCUAGUUUUCUCUCCCACUUUUCUUUCUUUCUCCCUACCCUGACCCACACCCCAAAAUACACACACACACACACACACACACACACACACACACACACACACACACAGUGUAUUUUCCCUUGGAGUGCAUCAGUGUUUUUCUGAUUAAGUUUGUAUAUAUUUCUGAGACUGCAUUUGACCAGAAAAUCUAGGACAUGGAGGAGGAGAAUUGAAACUUUGAUUAGAAAAUGUGACUUUAGGUCAUUAUAAGAAAUUAAAUUAUGUACUAACUAGUAUUCUCUCCAAAAAUAAUUAUGAUAAAUAAUAUUUUGCUUUGAGAUGUCAUCAAGAGUAUCAAAAGAUGAAUUGUCCUAGGCUACAUACUAUGUAUUUUGCAGCACACUCCUUAUUUUAGAUUUAUUACUUUAAAUAAAUCAAAUAUAUACUUAAAUAAAUAUGAACUCUAGGUCCUCAAAUAAGAAUAAGAUAUACAUUUCCUCCUCUUUUGGCAAUCUCUAUCACAAAAUAGGCCAAGAUGUGCCACAUUCAGUCCAUGGGAAAUUUGCUUUAUUCUGAAAGUGCUACUCUAGCUUUUCCGUAUGAAAUAACGAUUUGCAUUGAAUUUGUCUCGUACUUUGGAAUAGGCCAUCAACUGAGUAAACUAUUUGGAACGUUCACUCGAAUCUUUGUUAACCCAGAAAAUCUUUGUAUCCUAUUAAGAAUUGAUAUAUGGUUUGUCAGUCCUUUUAUUAUUGUUAUUCUUUUUCAGUUGUAUGUUAUGGUCAUGAGUAUUGGAAAUGGCUAAGAUAGAUUAAAAAUGGUAGGUAAUUAUACUAUAUUAUUUCUCAGAUGGUUACAUUAAGAGCUCACAUGAUAUUAGGUAUCAUAUGUUCUACAUGGAAGAAGACCCUAAGACGUAUUUUAAAGGGUAGUUUCUCACAUAGUGAUUAUUAAAGAAAUAAUAAAUUUCAAAAAGCAAUAACUGUGCUAUGAUAAUGCUUUUUUUAAUACCAGUGAAAUUUAACAAAUACACCAAAUUACAAUUCUAUAAAUAACUUAUUCCCUAUGUGAUUCAUUAAAUAUAUAAAUGAUCCCUUGUUUAGUCCUUGCUUAGCUAAACCUGUUAUAUUUCCAUCUAACAAUAUUGGAAAUUACUUUUUCACAAACAUGUCUUCUUUUUCAUUUGGUAGUUUGUCACUUUGGAAAAAAAAUGAUUUCAAAGUAACACUUCAUGCUACACACAUGCUAUCCACCAUGUUGGAUUUAAAUAAAAAAUGACAGGACUUCCAAGUUUUACCUUUUUUGUGUGUUACCUUUAGAUUAUUGGUGAAGAAUGAAGAAUUCAAAAUCACAUAUAAUUUAAAACAAAUGAACAUUGAUUUUUGAAUUUGCUUUCCCAUUUUGUGAGGUUAUUUCCCAGAUCAGAAAAUGUCACUGUUAUAAAGUAAUAAAGCCAUACCGGGGCGAUCCAACUGAAAGAAAGGAGAAAAAAACUGUACAGUUUCUUAUUUUAAAAAUGUUUUCCUUUCUUAUUAGAGAAAAUUAAGAAAAUACAAAAAGGAGAAAUAAGAGAAAAAAACCCACUUUAAAUAUUAUCCUUCAAAGGUCGUGUCUUUUAUCCUUUAGUAUAUUUUCUUCUAAUGUUUUAUCUAUGUUCACCUUUAGGGAUUUUCAUAGGUGUAUAUAAGCAAUAUCAAAUUCUAUUUAGUUUUCUUUUUACCAGUACACAUCAUAUUUUGCUGUAUUAUUAUAAAUUUCUCAGAGAUACAGUUAUGAAUAUCUGCAGAAUAUUUCAUUGGUUUAAUAUCCCAUAAUUCAUUCCAUUAUUACUCUGAUUAGACAGUUAAAGAACCUCUAAUCUUUCGUUAUUUUUUGUACAGCUUUGUAUUUCUAUCAUUGACAUGUUGCAUUUCUCUAUGAUUCUUUCUUUUUGUAAAGUGAUGAUUUAAUUAUUGUUUUCAAAUUUUGUGAUUAUAUUCCUAGAAAACACAAACUUAUCAAAAAAUUAUAUUGACAUAUUAUGCAGAAUUGUACAGAAUUAUACAGACAAAAUUCACUGAAGAAAAUGAAAGAAGACAUGAAUAAAUAGACUGAUGGUUUGUUUCUCUGGAUAGAAAGAUUCAAUAAAAU